Messenger RNA from Closterium sp. NIES-67, 1924 nucleotides. The record is from the annotation of a GenBank genome assembly. NCBI's taxonomy places the organism in Eukaryota, Viridiplantae, Streptophyta, Zygnematophyceae, Desmidiales, Closteriaceae.
CAGAGGAGGAUCUAGGCUGUCACCACUUCACCUCUCACCGUUGACACACAGCCGCAUUCUCACCUUACGUAGAACUGUCGCACGGUCGCACUGUCCCAGUGUAGCAGUGUCGCACUGUUGCUGCCAUCCGAUGUCGCCGAUCUCCCCCGCAGCAGCAGGGCUAGCCGCCCGCGCUCCCUCUUCCCUCGCCUUUCUUCCUCACCCGGCCUUCGCGCGGCGUCCAGUCGCCCCCCUCCCACCGCGCAAGCAUGCGCCGUUCAAGCGCGCACCUCUUGAACUCCGCGCGCCGCUCGUUCUAAGAGCGUCUGCCACCUCCUCCCAGCGCGAGCCGCAAGAAGGCGGCGGCGGCUCGCGCCCGCCAUCGCUGCCGCCGCCACCAAUGCCGGUCAUGAGCCGCUCCGCGCGAAACAUCAAGCGCAUGAUGACCGCGCCCUCCCCGCCCGCCCUCGGGCAGUUCCGCCCACCCCCGCUGCCCAUUCCAGGCGCACCUAUGUUCCCCGUGGGCGCAGCCGGGGGAGGGGAUCCGGGGGAGGCGGAGGAGGGGAAGCGGAAGGAAAGGGAGCGGAUGGAGGAGCUGGUGGGAGUGGUGAGGGAGAGGCGAGGCACCUGGCAGGAGGUCGCUGCAGCUGUCAGGCAGCUGCAGCAAGCAGGCAUGACAGCGGAGGAGGUGGCGGAUGUGGCCAUGGCAGCCCACGGGCGGCUCACCAUGCUAGUGGUGGCGGCUCAGGUGUACGAGUCGCUGCUGCCAGGCCCACAAGAGGGGAACCGGGAGGCAGAGGAGCAAGGGGAGGGGGGCGGCAGCAGCACGGGCAGCAGCACGGGUGUAGACCUGAUGGAGGCGUUUCAAGCAGAGCAGAGUGCGGAGCUGCUGUAUGAGCUGCGGACUCUGCCCAAGGACGACAGACGGAAAGCAGCUGCUUAUCUUGCACAGCAGGGGCUGGAUGCAGGGGAUGUGAGGGAGCUGGUGAGGGCCAUGCGGGACCAUGCGAGGAGACCUAAUUCCAGAGAGGGCUUCACAUCGGCACCUGGGGACUGCCUGGCGUUUGCCUGCUUCCGAGCAGCAGUGGGGAGCGCUGGGGAGGAGCAGCAGGAGUGGGUGGAGAGGGGCUUGGCUGCUGCUGUGAGUGAGAGUGCGCGGUUGAGACUCAAGGGAUUGGGGAAGUGAGAGGGGCGUUGGAGGAGAGACAUGCAUGGGUAAGGAGGGGCUUGGCUACCGCUGUUAGUGAGAGUGCGCGGUUGAGAGUCAAGGAAUUGGGGGAGUGAGAGGGGCGAUGAGGAGCAGUAGGCAUGGUGGAGAGAGGGCGGGCAGUGGCUGUUACUGUUAGCGACAGUGCCGAGGUGAGGCCUGGAGCCUGGAGGAGCAGGGAAGGGGUAUUGCGUGGAUUUUCCUGGAACCUGUCUGUCUGUCACUGCUCCCGAGCAACAGCAGCAGCAGCGGCAGCAGCAGCAGCAGUAGCAGCAGCAAAAAGCGAAAGAGAGCGGUUGGGCAGUGUCUGUCAGUGGUAGAGCCAAGUUGAAACUUGAAAAUCAAGUGAGUCCCAGGGGAUGCGUCUCCUCGACGCGCGCACUUCGCUCGAGUCGCACGCGCUUGUUUGAGUGUCGUUGUGUACAUUUCAUCAUUUCACACUUCUCCAUUAGCCUACCAGAUGGUAUCAGCAUAAAAAAGCAGGCUGAAAUUUCACUUGUCAAUUGGGAAUUCCAACGGCGAUUCUGAGCACGCAUCCAGUAUAGAUGGAUUUACACAGGCCCAGGUUCAAGUUGGGCAUUUGCUUUGGGGCUUCAUCGUGUGAUUGGAACGAUGCACACGUAUAAACUGCAUGAAGGAUUUGGGAAGUAAGGGCGAUGGCCAUAUGUUUACCUAUCCAAGGAGCAGUGUGAAUUCUCCUACUGGUAGCAGAGUAGUUUCGAGGGCUUGUUGGUUGAG